Molecule: messenger RNA, 8662 nt
Organism: Carassius gibelio (silver crucian carp)
Lineage: Eukaryota; Metazoa; Chordata; Actinopteri; Cypriniformes; Cyprinidae
Product: raftlin
Exons: 10
Coding region: 453-2285 (610 amino acids)
Source: RefSeq, a predicted model, not a curated record
UGGGCAGGAACUGUGUCGGUUUCUGAAGAAGCCCAGAGAGAGAGAUAGAGAGAGAGAGAGGGGGGCGUGAACUGUCUCUGGGUCAUCUCAGACAGUCAGAGAGAGAGAGAGAGCGAGAGAGAAACAGACGGCACGCAGGCAGCAGGAUACAGGAGGUAUGUCAGAGGAUGUGGUUUCCCUGAGCUUGCAGAACAUUGCACAGACAUACUUUGAGCAUGACCUAAGGGCAGCACACAAAGUGUGUUUUCUGCGCUCCACUAGCUGCCUGCCGCAGGAGGACUGAUCUGAUCGGGAUCCUCGCUUCUUCUUAUUACUGUGCCGUCACAUCCAAAGGGAAACGUAGAGCUGCUCUCUUGGUUCAAGCGGCGUACAGUGGAUCGCUGACUCAAACUUGCAGCCUCUGCUUGUCGACAGCUCCACAACAGGCUUAAGUGCGCACUCAUUCGGCAGAAAUGGGCUGCGGGUUGAGGAAGUUCCGUCAGACGGAAGACAACAGUCCGGGAAAGAUUUACUCCACCCUCAAGAGACCGCAGGUGGAGACCAAGGUCGGGGUUGCAUACACGUACCACCACGUGGACUUCCUGGUGGGGAAAGAUGAUGGGACGUCCACGCUGUGUCUGUCCUCGGUGAGGGAGCUGCCGUCUCAGCUGCAGGAUCUGUACCAGCAGGGCUUCAUUCUAGCAGCUGUGCACCCCUUCGUCCACCCGUGUGGCCCCGAGCCCGCCAGCGUCCAGCGCCAGCUCUACCGGGCAGUGCUCAUCAAAGUCUCAGACAGCUGGGAGAAGAAUCCGGCAGACUUUGAGCCUUACCAUCUCAAACUGGAGGAAUGCAUGUCUGCAGACCAGAUUCCCACCACAGAACACAUCCAAGGAUAUGUGAAGAAACAGAUCCAGGAUGCUGCGGAUCAGGGCAUCAUGUUUGUGGGCUUCAUCCAGGAGCCAGCUGGCCUACGCCCACACGUGCUCCGGCACGGAGAACCAGAGGAACCCUCCCUCUCCCUGCACUCCAGCCCCAGCUCGCUGCACGGCUCGGGGCUGACGCCCAGCCCCAGUCCCCUGGAGGAGCCGGAGCUGGGAGACGAGUCCGGAGCAGAGAACGAAGGGAAAAACAGGGGAGGUGAGGCUCUGAGAGAAGACGUGAAAUCUUCUGAAGGUGGAGACGGUGGAUGUGAUCUCUCUGUUGAGAAAUCAGGAUCUGGUGAAACACAGCAAGGAGAUACACUAACACACAACAACAACGACACGGCCAAAAUCACAGACACAGCCGAGAAACCCAGCAGGUUGGCCCUGACUAAGAGUGGAGCCGAGCUCUUUGGAUUGUUUAACUACCCGGGUCGGCGUGAGGGUCAGCUGAAGUACUACACAGUUAAAGUGCCUCUUCGAGUUCAGCCGCAGGGCGAGGGCAUCUGCACGAUGGAGGCCAACUGGCUCGAUCACAUGACUCAACACUUCAACAACGGAGCCUCACUAGUGGACGGAUACUUUCAGCUGACCAGAGACAACGAUUUUCUCGUCAAGACUGUGGACAGUGUGUUUGUGUUCCAGGAGGGGAUGGAGAGUGACACCAAUGCAGCUGCUGCGUACGACGCUAUAGUGGUGGAACAAUGGACAAUCGUUGAUGGUUUACAAGUCAAGACAGACUAUAUUCCCCUGCUGCAGUCGCUGGCUUCAUUUGGAUGGAGACUCACUUGUGUGCUGCCUACACCCAUCAUCAAGACUAACAGUGAUGGAAGUUUGGCCACCAAGCAGAUCGUUUUCCUCCAAAGACCAAUGUUGGCUCGCAAGAAGAAGGAAUCCAAGAAAGUCAUCUUUAAAGCAAGGAACAAGUCCAACAAGAACUCGGUCAAAGACGCACCAAAGAACAAGAAGAAGAAAGACUCCACACCCACCGUAGAGAAAGAGAUAAGUGAUCAAAAGCCCUGUGAUGGAGCUGAGAAGAGCACCGAAGAGACAAAUACAAGUGUGAGUGAACGACAGGAGGAAAACCAGAAUAAUGAGACUGAUGCUGAAGUGCAGAGUGAACAGAAAGAGGACAGAGAGGAAGGGAACGAGACAGAGGAAGGGACGCUAGGAGCAGGAAGGGAAAAACAAGAGGCGGCGGGCGGAAAUAGCAAGACAGACGGAAGUGCUCAAGAUGAGGUAGAUGUUAAAGAGGAAGAGUGUGGCGUGAAAACAGAAGCUGAACUGGGGUCGUGUCAAGACAAGCCUUCACCUACAGCACAAGAAACAGGACGACAGGAUGAAGAGGUGGACAAACAGGAAGACAGCUCAGCCAAUCAGGAUUGAGGAUGCACUCAUACCCACCGAGCCAAUGGAAGUGGACAUCUGAAUGUUCUUAAUGCUACCCUGCAAAAAAAUCAGUUUGCUUAUCAAUAUUGUGUCUUGUUUUCCAGUAUCUAAACAUCCUUGAAACAAGUUCAAUAUAGAAAACAAGGAAGCAAGAGUUGUUUUAUUGAUCUUUAGAUGCCCAAGACAAAACUACUGGCUGAUGUCCUGUAGAUUAUGGUUUAAGACGAGUGAACUGUCGCACAAACACCUCACCUGACAUUUCCACCUCUUGUUACCAAUGCUGAACAUUUAACUCACCGCCGGUGAGCGGGCGAUAACAUCCCUUCCCCAUCAAUGAGCCGAAAGGACUCCGGUAUCCAGGAAGAGGGAGGAGAGAUGAGAAGAGAUUGUUAUCAGUAAAUGCACUGGAUGGGAAAACCACAUUAAUAUUAACUCAAUGAGCCCUGAGGGCCGAGACAGACUCAAAGACGGCAUCUCAGACGCGCUCCGAGGAGAAGGUCACUGCUGCGAGAAGCAAUCUAUUGUGAUGGAAGGUGCAUAUGUUUGUGUAUGUUUUUGUUUACGUUUAUAAGAAUAUUUCAUGACACUGUCCAAACAAAAGAUUCUCAAAAGUUAGGGGAAGAAGCGCACCUGACAGAGAAACAUACUGGGAUAUUACUAUUUAAAAAGUUUGUUGUGGAGUAGGGGCGACUUUUUGUUGGUUUAGUUGUUAGCAUUCGGAGCAGAUCCACCACUGGUUUAAAAGAGUAACUUGCACAGAAAUGAAAAUUCGGUCAUCAUUUACUCACCCUCAUUCUGUUUCAAAUAUGUAUGACUUCAUGGUAGAAUACACGAAUGAAGGCUGUUUGUAUGGAAGCCAAUGUCUGCCACAUAAGAAAAGAACAGACAAUAAUGCAUUAGUAAAUAAAAAUCAUUCUUAGAUAAAAAGUCAUAACUAUGAGAUAAAGGGUAGAAAUUGACAAAAAUCACCAUUGAAAGGUAAAACUCAUAAAAAGUCAACAUUUUGACACACUGAGAGAUAAAUAGAAGAACUUUCCAUUCAAGUCGACACAGAUUAAUAAAGCCAUAAUUCUGACAUUAUGCGAUAAAAUGUCAUAAUUAUGACAUAAAUGUAACUUUUUUUCUUCUCACAAGUAUGAUGGCAUUUUAUACCAUGUAUAACUAUUAUUAUUAUAUUAUAGAGUAGAAAAUCAAAUAACUGACUUUUUAUGCCAUAAUUUCAACAUUAAUCUUAAUUAUUAUUUAGUAUAUCAUAAUUUUUACUAUUAAUCUCAUAAUUGAUUUGUGUCAUAAAUUUGACUUUUUAUCUCAUAAUUAUGUCUUUUAAUGUCAAUUUAAACCCAUAAUUCUGAUAUUAUUUUUUUGUCAUGAUGACAAUUAUAAUAACCAAAGCAUUUUUUUUCUCCAACUGCAGAAAUGGGCUUCUAUACUUUUGACUAUACUCCAUAAAAGCAUCAGAAAAGUAGCCCAUUUAAUUAGAAAUAUAUUAUUUGCCCAUUUUUUGUGGGCAUAGAAUAUGUGCGAAAAACAAACAGCUACAACAACAACAAAAAGGUGAUUAAAUGAUGACAGAAUGAUCAUUUACAGGGUGUAUUAUUGCUUUUAAAAGAGGCAGAUGGCAAAAUAAGUGUCUGUUUGGGCUUCAGUUGACUUUUUCUUGGAGACAAUCUGCUCUAGCUCUAAUUCAAACAUUUUCAACAUUGCUCUCAGAGGCAAUAAAACAUCACAAGUGAUUUUGCUUGAGAAAGACAACACCAGAAAGAUGAGAUACGCUCAUGAACAGAUCCUUUCCCUGUUUUAAUUAGCAGACGACUAAGAGGCUGUUCACACUGGACCUUUCUCCUGUAUUAAAAACAACAGAAGGUCCAUUUAUAUGCACAUGAACUCCCAGACACUGGAUAAUGUUCACCUCAAGACGUUCAUUCUGGCCCCUGAUUCAUCCGAUGGCCAUGCUUUAAAACAGUCAGCAAUUUGAUUUGUAACUAAUGAGUAAACAUGAAAUCAAAAUCGACCCAAUUUAGUUAAAAAUGCAUCAAAUUACAGAAAUAAACUUGGAAAAACAUGCCACCGAUGUGCACAUAUGUGCCUACAGCCCGAAAUGAAAAAAACAACAACGUGUUUUUAGAAUAUUUCACUGCACAGAAUUCAUAAAGAUACUGACAGUUUUUAUUACGAAAAUUGCAUUUUCUGUGGAGGACGUAAUAUGAGAGUGAAACUUCAUGGUGUUAUUAUACAGACCGCUUUUCAAUUUGCAUAAGAAAAUAAACGGAUACGUGGAUAAUCCGUAACAGAAUGUUGUGAUGGGAUAGAGGGGUUACUUCAUGACAAUGAUAAUGCGGUUCACACGGUUCUUUGGCCAAUGUCUUGUAUUUUAGAAAUCAGAUCUCUUAAUGCAGCAGAAUCGCAAGACUAUGAUUUCAGAUAGAAAGUAUUAUCCUGUCUGAUUAAUGGUUAAGGCUUUUCAUAGAAAUUAAUAUUCAAGUAUUAUUUGACGUAUUACUUGUCCAAUAAACAACUACUUGGUAACACAUCGUGUUUUUAUAUCAGAAUAGGCCAAAAAGCAUUUUGACACUUAAAGGUGUUCACAUUAGUGAAAUUUCGGUCAGUAUAGCAUUUCGCCCCAAUGAAACCCAGCUCACACAGAAGUCACUUUCAAAACAAAAGGAGGUAAAAAAAAAUAUUUGUGCUUGAACCCGUUGAAUUCUGCAUGUGGAAAUUUUUCGCCCUCACACGUAAUUCCUGAUCGCAUACAAUCCUGUUGAAAUGACUGGAUUUUGCGAGGGAAAUUUAGUCAACAACAGUGAACGUGAACACGAAAAAGGUCUUAAAUUUCAUUUCAUUAGUUAAAAUAUCAAACUAACUGACAUUCAUAUUAAACAAAAGAACCCAGCUAACAGGGAACGUUAUCAAAACGUUCUGGCAAGGUUCACUUAAUGAUAUGAACUGACAUUCCUCCAGUAAUGUUAAUAGAAAGUUCGUUCUAAGUUGUCUGGUGAUGUUAUGUUCUCAAAAUGUUAGUGCAAAAACAUUAUACAUUGUUUAUGGAUCUCUUUUCAGAAAACCUUUUAGUUGGAUGUUAAUUUAACCUUUUUAAAUGUUACUACUUCAGCAAACAUUCAAAAGUGACUCCCAUAAUGUCUGUAAAAUGCUAAAAUGUUCCCUUAACAUUCACAUUACCGAAAAUGUUUUUAAACAUUAAAAAUAAAUAAAUAAAUUGGAUGUUCGGAAUGUUCAGGAAACAUUCCAAUAAAAAUAAUUAAUUAUUCAUAACUUAAUGAGACCAUUAAAAAAUGUUCUUAGAACUUACUUUGUUAGCCAGGGAUGCAAUCUUUACAAGCAAAAUAUUUCACAGAAGGAUGUUUGAAUUGACAAAACAAUAAUUCAAAACCACUUUCUGGUCGUCAAAUGUUAGUGGGUCGAAUCCAUCAUGCACAUCAAGAAAUGCACAUUAAGGUGCGGGCAGCAUUAAAGGGUUAGUUCACCCAAAAAUAAUAAAUGGAUAUUUUUCUUACAAAAAUUAAAAAGAUGAAAUAAUUUUUUUUUAGAUAACUCUGACUGGAUUAAUCUGAAAGAAGAAAGUCAUAUACACCUAGGAUGAAUUGAGGGUGAGCAAUUUAUGGCCUAAUUUUUACUUUUGGGUGAACUAACCCUUUAAUAUUAACGCAAAUUCGCAUAUGAAAUUCAGGAAUCAAAUGAUCAGCUGUUUUAGGUAAGAGUGAAAAAGUUUCACACACAGAUUUUACUCAUGAUCAAGUUGGUUGCUCAAAAGUUAAAGUGACUUCUGUGUAAGCAAUAAUACGUACUCAUCUCUACGCUACUUACAAUGAAUGGACCCCUUUAUACACACAAAAUUUCACUAAUGCACCUUAAAAAUACAAACAUGGUCAUUUUGAGUUUAAUGCUGAAUUUUUUGCCCACUCUACACCUCACCUGAGCAACAUCUGUGUUUCCAUUAAGUCAGCAUUGUUGUGUUGGCGUCUUGCCGUAUUUGUAAUAUUGGGUUCGCAUUGUCAGGGUUUUCCAGCAUGUGGUCUUGAGGGACGGUGUAUGUGUGGUUCUGCAUUAGCUCUAAUGGCCAGAGGGGUCACGUUUAAAAUCAUAAUGGCUUUCCCACUCCCCCUCCUGCUGGGACAAACAUCAGAAAGGACAUCAACAUCCCAACUCCCUAAUAAAAGAUGCCAUUUUCAAUCUGUCCACGUACAUUUAAAAGAAAUUCAUUUUGCACUUCCGUCUUACACGACAGCGGUUCUCGCUCUUUUUCCGAGCGGUUUCUGACACAUUGUCAUUAUAAUUGUGCUUCGUCACAGUGCUGUUGUUAGACUGUAGCUGCAGGGGAAAGGCCUUGUUUAUUGUUUUAAUACAGGGGAAAGACAGAGCUGCGCUGACGAUUCAACUAGAGACAAAAAGACAUUCAGAUGCAUUUUUCAAGCAUCACUUGUUGUGUAUCACAGGUGGAAUCUGUAGACUUUUUGAGGUGGUAAAAUCUGUGGACGGUGUUGAACAAUAGCAGAGAGUUCUACAAAAACAUUCAAAUUAGUCAAAACACUUAAUAAAGAAACAGACCGUUUGUAGAAGUUGGUGAAUGACGGGCAUCUGUGGGCGCUGAUUGUGUGUGGGCCUGCUUAUCACUGACGGAUAGCAAUUAUGUUACAGUAUGUGCUGCUAUGCAUAUAGCUCUGCUGUCAGCAUCUGCUCUGAUAAGCUUGGCUUAUCUAGAUUGAGUUCUGCGACUGUGUUCGGAAUGGAAUACUAGUGUACUGCAGUGCAUACUGCAUAGUGUAUCUACUGCAAACAGCAGAAAAUAAAGCUGUACGCCAGAAGCUUCAGAGCAAAAACUGACUUAUAGUGAGGUAAAUCACAGUUACACAUGAACUUGACUGACUUACUGCUUCUACAAGAGCAAAAAUCACUGUCAACAGCAGUAUUUGGUAACAUCUAUUAAUAUGACUCAUUGGAAAUGUAAAUUUAUGGCAUCGAGUUAAGUGCAUUGCAUGGUGGGAUAUGCAUUAUGGACACUACUGUUCAAAAGUUCAUGUCCAGUAGAAAGAGAUCAAUGCUUUUAUUGAGUAAGGACACAUUAAAUGAUCGAAUGUGACAGUAGAAGAUGUUACAAAAGAUUUCUAUUUGAAAUAAAUGCUGUUCUCUUGAACUCUCUUUUCAUCAAAGAAUUCAGAAAAACUAAAUCUAUCAUGGUUUCCAUAAAAAUAUUACGCAGCACAACUGUUUUUAUCAUUGAUUUGAACAAGAAAUGUUCUGUGAGCAUAUUAAAAUGAUUCCUGAAGGGUCAUGUGACACUGAGUUUAGAUGCUGAAAAAUGCCUCUUUGCAUCACAGGAAUCAAUUACAUUUUAAAAUACUUAUUUUAAAUAGUACAAAUAUUUCACAAUAUAACUCUAUUUUUAAUAAAAUAAAUGCAGCAUUGGUGUAGACGUAAUAGACGUCUUUUAAAAGUAUUUUUAAAAAUCUUCUAACUUUUGAACAGUAUGGUAGCAUGCAUAUCCAUGUACUGUAUAUACACGUGCAUCCAGAUAAUUAUAUAAAAAUAUUAGUAUAAUAGUAUGCUUUUUCAAACACAGCCUUUGUUCCGAACUCAAACCCUGUUAAACAAAUACACACAUCAGCUACACAAUUCUUAAAGGUUUUGAAGGUUAAAUUAUUAUUUCUAUGUAGACACACUUUAUGUGGUUUAACUAGCUGGCAGUGAUGAAUGGUUAGUGUGUGAAAGUAGCAUGCACGGUCUUUACCACCCACUCUCCACCGUGUAGAUUCAAAUACACACAAUAGCUGGCAUGACGUCAGCAAGUUAUGGACGGUAAGUCCGGUCUGGGUCCACAGGGUCAGUCGGAGCGGUUGGCGAAGCCACGUCAAACGAGCUGUUGGAGAAAAACAAGGUUGUGGAAGAAAGUGAGGCAGGAUCAGCAAAACUGAUGCCGAGUAAUAUUUACCCUCCCCUUAGUAUUGACAGGGUGACCCGUGACUCAUGCAGCGGUUGACCUGGUCCGCUGUUGUUUUGCUAAGAAAUGUGCCAGUUUCUUAGUUAUAUAAUGGAUUUUAAUAUCCUGCAGUGGCAGGGGAGGAUCUUUGUAGCUACUAAUGCACACUUAAGCACAUGCACCUCAUUUUGUGGUCCAUUUACUGACGGUUUUCUUGCUUUUCAGAGAACAAAAGAGUCAAACAUGCUGCAUUUCUGCUUGUAUAUCUCAAAGGAUUUUGCCAUUUCUGCCUCCAUAUUUUUGCAGGUCGCUUCUUUGAUUGUCAGCCACUGUUGUGCCAUUGUGAACAUUGAUCAAUGUUUUCCAUCGUUUGUACGGACAAGCAACAUAAUAAUGUCAUCUGUACAAUUUGUAUAAUAUAAUAAAUAUGAUUUAUAUUUGA